AUGUAUUUUGGAAAGUGCCAGCGGCGGGAGCAGGCCAACGGGGAGGUGCGCCAGUGCAACCUGCCCCACUGUCGCACCAUGAAGAACGUCCUCAACCACAUGACCCACUGCCAGGCCGGCAAGUCCUGCAAGGUGGCGCACUGUGCCUCGUCCAGACAGAUCAUCUCCCAUUGGAAGAACUGCACGCGACACGACUGUCCUGUCUGCCCUCCGCUAAAGAGCGCUGGAGACAAGCGGAACCAGCAGUCCCUCCUCAGUAGUGCAGGGGUAAGCCUGGGCUCCCUCGGAACCGUACCUGGGGGCCAGCCCAGCACCCCCAACUUGAACCCCCCCAGCCAGAUUGACCCCAGUUCCAUCGAGCGGGCCUACGCAGCCCUGGGCCUCACCUACCAGGGCAACCAGAUGCCUCAGCAGCCCCCCCAGGGCAACAUGGCCAACCAGGGCCUGCCUGGCCAGCCUGGCAUGAGGUCCCUCAACACCAUGGGAGGGAACCCCAUGGGAGUGAAUGGUGGGGUGCAGCAGCCCAACCAACAGUCCAACCUGCUCUCAGCCAACAGCACCCAAAGAGCUUUUGAAUCAAAGUGCGCAAUUCCAUAGCAGUGUUGACCUAGAGCACUGCUGUCUGCGAGUUGCCU
Messenger RNA from Osmerus eperlanus (European smelt), 635 nucleotides. Its product is annotated as histone acetyltransferase p300-like. Gene Ontology annotation, molecular function: transcription coactivator activity; chromatin DNA binding; histone acetyltransferase activity. Gene Ontology annotation, cellular component: histone acetyltransferase complex; transcription regulator complex. NCBI's taxonomy places the organism in Eukaryota, Metazoa, Chordata, Actinopteri, Osmeriformes, Osmeridae. Gene Ontology annotation, biological process: positive regulation of transcription by RNA polymerase II. The record is from RefSeq and is a predicted model, not a curated record. Bases 1 to 597 code for a protein of 198 amino acids. The transcript is spliced from 5 exons.